CAUUUAAAAAAUUAGACAUUCUUGGAUUUGUUGCUUAACAUUAACUGGUAUGGUUUUAGAAUGAAAUAUUAUUGUACUGGAAUUUAUAAGGAGCUUAAUACUGGGCAAGUUAAGAGAAUGUUUUCAGGGACCAGGAUAUAUAUUGCAAAUUCAAAACCUGUAGAAAAUGUAGAAAAACAUGUCUUUAUUGCAAACUAAACUUUCCCAAUAUUUUUCUUUGGAUUAUUUAAGGUAUUUAGGAUAUGUACUUUGCUUUUAAAGUCUUUCAAUUUUUAUUGGUAUACAAAUAACUUUCCAAUGCUUAAGUUUCCAGUUUUCUUUUUUAAAUCAUUCCUUUUUUAAACAGUUUCUUUUACUCCUUGAAACUAAACACAGUUAUUUGAUUAGUUGGUGCUAGAAUUUGACCUGGAGCUUAUAUAAUUAGAAGAGACUCCAGUUUUCCUCAUUUAAAAGCCUAGUUAGCAUAUGACAGUCUCGUUCUGGGGAAGUCAAACCUCUACUGCUUUUUAUAACCUUUAAGUUAAUUCAGAAUCCAGAUAAGCCUUGAUCUGAGGAUGAUAUAACCACAGCAAGCAACAUGGGGUAGAACCUCUAGAGAAAGCAGGAAGACUUCACAAAAUAUGAUGUGAUGUCUACUGGUGGAGACAGGCCACGAGGUCCGGGGGAGAAGGGGUGGCCUGAUCCAGGGACAAUGAAGAUGAUGUGAUGUUGAAGAAUAAGCUGGAGGAGAGAAGCAACAGGCACCAUGGAAAAGACUAAAACGAAGCAAGGAGAGAAUGAACAUAUGCCGAUGAAUAAUCCUUCCACACAGAUUUACCAGUUGCAGGCCCUAGCCUCUGAACUAAAAACUGGUUUCACGGAAGCAAUGCAAGAACUGUCAAGAAUUCAACAUGGAGAAUAUGCUUUGGAAGAGAAGGUUAAGAGCUGCAAAUGUUCCAUGGAAGAAAAAGUUACUGAGAUGAAGAAUUCAUUAAACUAUUUCAAGGAAGAGCUGAGCAAUGCUAUGUCAAUGAUUCAGGCCAUCACUUCCAAACAAGAAGAAAUGCAACAGAAAAUUGAACAGCUUCAACAGGAGAAGCGGCGAGAAUCCCGAAAAGUUAAAGCUAAGAAAACUCAAAAAGAAGAACAUGGACCCCAGGCUGGGCCAGCUCAGGCGCAAGGAAGUCCCUUCAGUUCCAUCAACAUCCCUGAGCCUGUCCUUCCCAGUGAAGACUUUACAAACCUUCUGCCUUCUCAGGCCUAUGAAAAAGCCCAGGAACCCAGAUCCAUGCAUGUAGCAGACAGUAAUAUGAAGGGAAUGAUGGGGCCUGGAAUGAAUCCAACAACUCCAGAAGCAGAAGAAAACCUUAAGUCUUGUCUCUCAGCUGAUAUCCAACCCAAAGGCCAUCUGCCGUCUGCUGUGUGGAGGCAGCCUAAGGAUGGUAAAGAAUGGGGCGAGGAGUACGUCACGAAAGACCACCCAGAUAAACUCAAGGAGGCUGGCCAGGGCAGACACAGCUCCUUGGAAAAUGCUCUCUGUGAGACCUCUUUAGCUGCUAAAAGACAGACUGUGGCUCUAGAACUGCUUGAAUCAGAAAGAAAAUAUGUCAUUAACAUCUCUCUGAUCCUGAAGAUCAAGGCAACAUUCCAGGGGUCAGAUGGAAAGAGGAAUUCCAAAGAGAGAAGCCUCUUCCCUGGCUCUUUACGGUACCUUGUCCAGCAGCACCUGGAUUUGCUUCAUGCUCUGCAGGAAAGGGUCCUGAAGUGGCCACGUCAAGGAGUCCUUGGAGAUUUAUUCCUGAAGUUAACAAAUGAUGAGAAUAAUUUCUUGGAUUAUUAUGUUGCCUACCUGAGGGACCUGCCUGAAUGCAUCUCUUUGGUUCACAUUGUUGUUCUGAAGGAGGGUGAUGAAGAGAUUAAAUCUGACAUCUACACACUAUUUUUUCACAUAGUCCAGCGCAUCCCUGAAUAUCUGAUACAUCUGCAGAAUGUCCUGAAGUUCACAGAGCAGGAACACCCUGACUAUUACCUACUUCUUGUGUGUGUUCAGCGCCUUCGAGUAUUUAUCUCACACUACACCCUGCUGUUUCAAUGCAAUGAGGACUUGCUUAUUCAGAAACGGAAAAAGCUCAAGAAGUCAUCCAUGGCGAAGCUGUACAAAGGCCUGGCUUCCCAGUGUGCAAAUGCUGGGCAAGAUGCUUCCCCCACUGCAGGCCCCGAGGCCGUUCGUGACAGUGGGAUCCACUCAGACGAGAUGCUGCAACCCUACCCUUCUGCUCCCAGUUCUGGCCCUGCUGUCACACAUUUGAUGCCCCCAGUGAAGAAAAGCCAACAGCAAAGCCUGAUGGAGAGCAUGCAGCCCGGGAAGCCCUGUGACUGGGAGAUGGAGGGCAGAAAGCACGAGAGGCCCGAGAGCCUCCUGGCGCCGGCGCAGUUCUGUGCGGCCGAGCAGGACGUGAAGGCGCUCGCCGGGCCCCUGCAGGCUAUCCCGGAGAUGGACUUCGAGCCCUCGCCCGCCGAGCCGCUGAGUAACGUGGAGCGCUCCCUGCGCGCCCCGGCCGAGCUCCUGCCCGACGCCCGCGGCUUUGUGCCGGCGGCCUACGAGGAGUUCGAGUACGGCGGUGAGAUCUUCGCGCUGCCCGCGCCCUACGACGAGGAGCCGUUCCAGGCCCCGGCCCUCUUCGAGAACUGCUCGCCCGCCUCCUCCGAGUCCAGCCUGGACAUCUGCUUCCUGCGGCCCGUCAGCUUCGCCCUGGAGGCCGAGCGGCCCGAGCACGCGCUGCAGCCGCUGCCCAAGAGCGCCACGUCGCCGGCGAGCAGCAGCGGCGCCUACAAGCUGGAGGCGGCGGCGCAGGCGCACGGCAAGGCCAAGCCGCUGAGCCGCUCGCUCAAGGAGUUCCCGCGCGCGCCGCCCGCCGAGGGCGUGGCCCCGCGCCUCUACAGCACGCGCAGCAGCAGCGGCGGCCGCGCGCCGCUCAAGGCCGAGCGCGCCGCGCCGCCGCACGGCCCAGCCGCCGCCGCCGCCGCCGCCGCCCGCGGCGCGCCCAGGACCUUCUUCCCCCAACAGAGGUCCCAAAGCGAAAAGCAGACCUAUUUGGAAGUAAGGAGGGAGAUGCACUUAGAAGACGCCACCAGAUUCUGUCCCAAGGAAGAAAGAGAAAGCGAGCAGACAUCUUUCAGCGAUCAAAACCCCAGGCAAGACCAGAAAGGGGGCUUUCGCAGCUCCUUCCGCAAGCUCUUUAAAAAGAAGUCCAGUGGAUCAGAAUACAGGGAAAAAACUAAUGAGAAUCCCUCAAUGGAUCCUUCACCCACCAAACAAGAUUUCUUCCGAAACCGACUUGCUCUUGCAAAUGACCUUGACCAAGGAACAGCUGUGUAAAACACACUUAAAGUUGUAUUGUCAAGUGGUAAGGUGAGGAUGAAAAGCUUGUAUAUAUCUGUGUAGGAAUAUAUAUAUUGAUGUAUAAAUCCCUGAGGAAAACUAAUAUAAAUACUUACAUAUGAAAUUAAAUCAACAUACAAGACAUUGAAGAGAUGAAGAUUAGUCUAUGCUUAAGAGCUGGCUUUUGAACCUCAACACUUGGGAAGAGGGAAAUGAAGACUUUUCACAGCAUUACAGAAAAACACAAAUUUGGAGGAAAAUAAACCUUCAUAAGAACAAACAUUCCUACCUUGAAGUCAUUCCCCCAGUAUAAUAGCCCCAGUAUAAUAUUGAGCAUGUAAUAUGGAUGUGAAUUUUAUGCUUCCUAGGCAUUUAGCUUAUUAAUUCAUCCCGGUGUUCUUAGACUAACACUAUGUUAGAGGCCAGUUUUGUCCUGCCAUGUGUCUUCCCCAAACCCCAAGGCCAUACCUAACGUCCCUUACAGCAAAAGAUCAAUUAAUAGAACUGUAUGUUACAAGUAGCAAAUCUGAAUUGUAGAGAAUUUGUCCUCAAACCACGAUAGAGAAGGUUCAAAGCUUAGACACAUUGAUCUUCAGCCAGGAAAAGAACCCUAAGAGUAGUAGUUCUCUUCUUGUUGUAUGGUUCUGAAAAUCAGUACAGGGAACACUAAUUGCUCUCAAACCUGGGGCCCAAAGAACCUUUCCCUCAUGUAGGUUGUGCUGUAGAUGGGAACAGUUCAGAGUCUGUGUUUUACUGAGUACUCCGUAUUCAAAGGUCCAUUAGGGAUCCUGAGUGUCACAUACACUCAUGACCAGAUAGACUGGGAAGAAAAGCGCUGAUUUCAGUACAUCCUCUUACAAAGGAAUUCUUGAAUCUGGGAAGAAGGUGGCAACAUCAGUGCUUUAACCUCAACAUAGGGGUUGCUACAGGUACCAGGUCAGAAUGAAACCUUAGGUCUGGCAGUACCUUAUUCCAUUUUAUAGAAUUAAAUUGUAAAGGAAGUUCUUACAGCUCAGAGAGAGCUAUCACUGAAAUAAGGCUUACCUGGCUCUGAGGUAAUAGAAUGUGCUCUGUUUCCAUGUGUCUAUCUCCCACAUGGUCUGUAUUCUUAACAUGCCCGAAAUACCAGAAUCAUAACAGAAAAAAAUCAGGUUUUAACAAUUUGUCUCUAUUGCCAGGCAGUUAUCUGUAAUACAUUAGGAGCAUUUAAGUGCUGUUCAUCAAAAUCUUGGUAUUCAAACUGACUUCUUCAGAGGCCAUUCCUCUAGUAAUGCAUUGUUUGAUAAAUCAGGGGAAGUUGCACUUUAAGUGUUACCAGUUUUCUUCUAUUUCUCCGGUGACUAGGAUCUCAUCCAGUAGCAUUCUGAACAGUAAGUGAUCUUGAACACUUAGGGGAUAGCUGCCAAAUUUCUAGUUUCCCACACUGAAGCUUAAGCUUCUCCUUUUCCUGAGAUUAAUGAAUUAAUGAAACAUUAGAUUUCUGUUCUCAGGCUAAAGAAGUUUUGGGGGCAGUACUUGAAAGCACAAUGCCAAAUUGGACAUGUAAAGUGAAAAAGAAGUCACAAUCUCUUAAAUAAAAUGUAAAAAACAAGAAAGCUUAUUUCUCUUACAUUGUUUAUCUUAAAAAUGAUCAAUUACUGGGAAGGUAUCA
Messenger RNA from Manis pentadactyla (Chinese pangolin), 5012 nucleotides. It is a transcript of the gene ARHGEF33, whose product is annotated as Rho guanine nucleotide exchange factor 33. Bases 746 to 3358 code for a protein of 870 amino acids. Gene Ontology annotation, molecular function: guanyl-nucleotide exchange factor activity. The record is from RefSeq and is a predicted model, not a curated record. The transcript is spliced from 18 exons. NCBI's taxonomy places the organism in Eukaryota, Metazoa, Chordata, Mammalia, Pholidota, Manidae.